This is a messenger RNA of Vitrella brassicaformis, 2656 nucleotides long. The record is from the annotation of a GenBank genome assembly. Lineage: Eukaryota; Vitrellaceae.
CCGGAGGGGCUCGGUGUCGAUGGUCGUGGAGGAGAAGGAAGAGCCUGAAGAAGUCCAGGCGGAAAGUGAAAUGGCGCAUCCCGCCGGUUCCGAUGCUGGAAGCGUGGCGGGGAGGUCUGGGCGGGGUGAGGUGAUAAGCCUGAUGCAGACUGUGGGGGAGAUUGUGAGGCAGCCGCAGUCAUUCAUGGAGAGGCUUGAGGGCUUUCUGCCUGCGACCCAGCCGGCUGAGCCGACCAAGACAUCACCCGUGUCUCCACCAAAGAAGAGAAGCUCUCUUUCGUCCCUUCCGUCGUUCCCUCUCGGCUCACUUGCGGAGGAAGUGCCUGCAUCGUCCAGCGCUGAAGAGAGCCCCGAGACAGAGGAGAGCGAGAGGUCGGUGGAGCGAGGCCCAGUGGCACGGAUGGGUGAUCGAGUGACCAACCUAAUCACUGGGGCGCUGGACAAUAUCGGGCUUGGUUCUCAAACGACGCCCGAGAAGGCUGAAUCACCGCCUAGGCCAUCCCUAUCUGUUGCACCUCCCCCUCCUCCCCCUCCUCCCCGGCUGGAAGAGAAGAGGCGAUCGAGCACUGACAAAGACAUACGGCCCUCCGUCUUCUCACAAGUGUCGACAUACGCUCCCACACAGAUGUUCCGUCAAUCGGUCGCUGCGCGGGAGGAGGCUGACGAGCCGUCAAUGUCAUCAUCAGAGGCUGAGGGAGAAACUGAGACAGGUGUGUUUCAACUAAGGCGGUUCCUGCCCCAGCAACUCUUUGCCGCGGCACUCACGGCCAAGGAUUCCUUUCCAUCAUUGCCCGAGUUGAAAAACGUCGCAGAGAGGGAUGAGAGUUUGUCGUCGGCGUCUUUCACGCCUUCUUCUGAGCGGCAAACAAGGGCUGCAAAGGCGCAGGCAUCGCGGCCGACGUCUCCGCCAGUCCGUGUACCGCCACUGAAGCUACACACACGUGGGACCGCCCCGAAGGAUGAAAAGAUCUCGCCCAUCAAGACGGUUAUUCGGGCGAAAGAACAAGUCAGCCCGCCACGACCAAUCACCAAAGCAGGUAGAUAUUCAUAGAAUAGCGAGGACAGGCACCAGCCCUUGAAUGCGUGUCUGUCUGUCUGUCUGUCUAUCUCUGUCUGUCUCUUUUGCCUGCAGCUGCCAGCACUGCCAAAGAGCAACUGGCUCCUGCAGAGUCUGCCACGGCAGAAGAGCCGUCAGGGAUGCCAUCGAGGACCCAGUCAGUGCCGUUCAAGACAGGAAGGAGCCGUGAGUCCCUCCAGUCACAGCACAGAUACUAUACCGCCAAGUCGCCAACCUCACUCACCGACAGGGACAGACGCCUGUCAGGUAACACACCAACGAAUACAAUGUGUUCGACAGAAUGUGCCUCUUUCCACUUCCCUGACAGGUCGAAGACGCAUGACGGCGGACCCACCCGCCCAUUUGACAUCGAUGCACGCCAUGUCCUUCAAGACUUACACCGACGAGGCCCCCAUCAUGGCUGACGAAGCAUUCGAGAGCCUUCCCUCCUCUGAAGCCACAUCCCAUCAGCCGCUCGAAGUUGAAACGAAGGAGGAAGCAGCUAUUGACCAUCAAGCGGAACUUGUCUCGGAGUCCGCAAGCGACACACGGCGGGAAAUCAUCCAAGCGCCAGCAAGCAGCGAGCAGCAAGCGCCCCCCGUGGGGCCGAUUCCGCCAAGGAAGGAUGUCUGGCUACCAGAGGCCAAGACAGAGAAGAUCGAUGAGGCUCCGCCAGCUCUGCCGAUUCAUUCGAGGCCAACGGACGAUGGAGUGGCUGCUCGUGUUGAAAAGGAAGCGGGCAAAGAAGUGAAUGAAGCUGCGCCAGAAGAUGCGGAGGCAAAGUUCUCUGACCAGGUCGUGGCCGUGGGGGAGAGUGAAAGGGAGAGGGCAGAGGACACUGAUGAAGCUCCACAGCAGCUCGAAGAGCCGCAGCCGGCAGUCAAAGCAGCAUCGCUGAUCCCUCUGGUUGUUGAGCAAGAUCUCCAGACUGGAACAAAAGAUGUGGCUGAAGUUCCGGAGCAGCAUCAAAGUGACAAGGCGGAGUACACUGAUGAAGUGCCACAACAGCCAGAGGGGCCACCACCGGCAGCCGACGCGGCAUUCGCACCUAUCGCUGCAGCGGCGAUCCCUGCAAAAGCAGAGCCGGUGCUCGAGGUGGAAAGAAAAGGCUCGGCUGAUGUUCUGGAGACACGAGGAGACUUGCGUGCAGCGCUUCCGCUUCCCCCACCGAGUCCUCCAGAAAGCGAAGCCUCGCAUGAGGGGGACAAGUCUGUAGCUGCAGAGGAGAGGAGCGGCUCUGACGAUAGUGUCCCGCCACCGCCGCAACCAGCGCCCUAUGCUCAAGAGCCGAUCGAGGUUGCAGCCGCUCCCGCUGCCCAUCCCCCACGGCUACCUAGCCCCUCUGCGUCUCCCAGCUCAUCCAUUGAGACAUCCUCCCGCCGCUCUCUACCUUCACAAUCUCGACGACCCCCGCCCCUUCCACCACCUGCCCCGCCUCAAGCCCCUGACGAGGCGGUAUCGCUAUCAUCGCAUGGGUCCCUGUCGAUGCAAGACGAAGGUGAUAGUGGAUGAGUGUGAGAUGAUGAGAUGAUUGUCCUGUAUGUGUCUGUGUCGAGCCACGAUCUUUGCAUGAAGACAUUGCGAUUCAUCAAAAUUGUC